Molecule: messenger RNA, 3581 nt
Organism: Pyrus x bretschneideri (Chinese white pear)
Lineage: Eukaryota; Viridiplantae; Streptophyta; Magnoliopsida; Rosales; Rosaceae
Exons: 4
Coding region: 560-3355 (931 amino acids)
Source: RefSeq, a predicted model, not a curated record
AAAACACCACCACACACUCUCACUCUAACUCGCAGCUCUCUCUCUCUCUCUCUCUCUCUCUCUCUCUCCUCUCUUCUGAUAUGCGUUAGGGAAAGAGAAAGACGCAAGCAUCUCGGAUUCCGAGGCUGACCUAAUGAUUCCUCUCCGCGUUUGAUCUCCCUGCUUUUUCACCUUUCUGCUCGCACAGACCAAUGAGCCACCGACACAUUUUGCUCCUCCCUCGAGCCCGUCGUGGUCUCCGUUGAAGGCGGUGAUUGCCUCUGCACAAACCAAAGAUAUACUCCGGCGAGUACUAUGCAUACGAUGCCACUCGUCUGAGAAAGUGAGAGAAAAAUAUUUCCUGUGGUUUCCUUCUCAUUGCCAAACGGGGCAGAGCGUUCUGGUUCUGAUUGUGGAAUAGCUGGCGAGCUUUGUCGUUUCCGUUAGGCUUAGCGGCGACGGUGACGCCGUCGACGACGACAGAUUGGCCAGCAUCUGUGUAGCUGAAUAAGAUGCAUAUGGGGCUUCCUUGUAGUAAGAUUUUUCAAGUUUGAUAAAGCAGGACAUUGCAGAUAUCAACAUGGAAGGCUAUUUAGAACCCAGAAGGACUUCCAAUGAUCAACAAUCUGUGGGAAAGUCUGGAAGCGUAUCGUGUCCAACAACUGCAAGCAUAAACCAAGAAAACAAGUCCAAAUCAAGAAAGUCUAGUUUGUCCUAUGCUGAUCUCCAUCAUGAGAUUACAAAGAAUAUAAAUGAUAUUCGACGUGAUUCUGUUGGGUACCACCAAAAGAAGCAGAUUGAUAAAAAGAAAAAGGAAGAAGAUGAGCUUGUUAAGUACAUGUCAAAGUUGCCAAGUUAUCUUGAGAGGGGAAAAAACCGUCAGGAGAAAGUUUUAAAUGUCGGUGUCCUAGACUGGGGGCGCCUAGAAAAAUGGCAGCAUAGCCAUAAACAGAUGCCAUACAGAAGUAGCUGGUAUUCACCAUCAAGUAGUAAUACAACCUCAUGUUUUUCGACAGAUGAAUCAUCAACCCCUUCUAGCCGAGGCCACAGUUGUUCUCCUGCUCGACCGAAGGUGCGUCGUCCUUCACUGGAAUCUCAUUUCAUGAAAUCUCCAAUAGAGGGCCAUUCUGAAGUUGUCAACUGUUUUAGAGAAAGGGUCGAAAAAUUUCAAGAUCUUAAAGUUGAUGGGAGUAGCACCUUGAAUGGGCUGGAAAAGUCCAUUGGAACAGAUAAAUCUUUAUGCAAAAACCGCCAAGACAUCAAGGUGGAACAGUACAUGAGAAAAGAUUUAGACCCAAAGAGUGAGCCAGAAAAAGGAGUUUUGCAGAGUGGCCCACAUGAAAUUGCAGCUCACGGUGAAUUAAUGAAGAAAUCAGAGAACUUAUGUAAACCUUAUUCAGAAAAUUCUGAACGAGAUAUCCUUGAAGGAUGCCAGAAAGUUGUUCUGCUUUUGCCUAGAGAUUGUCCUGAAAACAAAGAUUCUGGUGUUUCCAAUCCAUCUGAUUCAAUGAAACUGCUUCAUCAAAGAGCAGCAAAAGCAACCUGGGGAAGAUUUUCAGAUAGACCCAAGGAGGCAUGCCAUGCAGAUCUCAGAACUGAUAUGCCACACUCAUGCCCUUUCCCUUCUGAAGUUGAAUGUAAACACUCUCGGGUAAAACAGCUUGGCUCUGUAGAUGCUACGAGUAUCAGAUUACAAUCUAAUGUACCUUGCUCAGGAACACAGUCAGCUAAAACAGGAACAAGCCCAUCAAGAGGCAUAAAAGUAGAAGAGAGAAAAGCAGCUGUAGCCUCCGCAUCUUCAACUGUAAGUGAGCCUUAUAAGGGAUUAGAUCUGAAACCAAGCAAAGCAACUGCUGAAAAAGUAAGGAGCAGUUCACCUUUUCGCCGGUUUAGCAUUGGCGUGGGUAAGAUCAGUAAGAUUUCCAGUUCUAAGGACUGUUCAGAUGUACAGAAGCUGAGUUCAACAACUUUUUCAGCCAAACCUGGUUCCACGAACACUGUGACUUCCACUUUUAUGGAUGCUUCAGACGAUGAUAAGUCCAAUUCCACUGGCAGAGCCAAGUCGAGCCCUCUGAGAAGGUUACUGGAUCCACUGCUGAAACCAAAGGUGGCUAGCUGCCAUCCCUUAGUGGAGCCAUCAGAGAAAGGUUCCAUAUCAAGAAAUAAGCUACGCAAGUCAUCUGUGGGGGAAGUUGAUUCUUUGUCUGAGCUGCCAGGGAAGGUAAAACUAGAUAUGACUGGUUGCAGAACAAUUAAUGUCAACAAGUCAGCUAUGGUCAAGAGGAGUGGAUCCACAGCAGUUCAAGCUCUUCUACGAGUUGCAGUUAAGAAUGGCCUGCCCCUUUUCACAUUUGCGGUUGACAAUGACAUUGACAUUCUUGCAGCCACAGUGAAGAAGUUAAAUACCUCCAAAAAUGAUGACUGCAGCUGCAUCUACACGUUCUUCAGCAUCCAGGAAGUCAAGAAAAAGACUGGAACUUGGAUGCAUCAAGGCAGCAAAAGCAAGAGUCAUGACUAUGUCCAUAAUGUUGUGGCUCAAAUGAAGGUUGCUGAUUCUCAGUUUCCCAAUUUGGUCAGACUGGAAGACUUUAGCGUUAGAGAGUUUGUUUUAUUCUCUGUAAACCUGACACAGGCAGGUUGUCAAACCUCAGACUUCCAGCCAAAUGAUGAGCUUGCCGCCGCUGUUGUCAAAAUCCCGAAAACAACCAAUCAGCAGUCUACCAGAGUUUGGCAUGAUAGGGAUAACUGUAGUAUCUUUCCUGUGGUUGGUUCAGAUGAGUGUUUGUCUAGGGUAAGACGCCAUUCUUAUUCUGGGGAAGCUGUAGACGGUAAGCCUUUUGUUGGUACUCAAGGCCUUAUUAGCACAACAGUGAUACUUCCUACUGGUACCCAUAGUCUACCAAGCAACGGAGGACCAUCGUCACUGAUUAAACGUUGGAGUUCAGGCGGAUCAUGUGACUGUGGAGGUUGGGAUUUGGGUUGCAAACUAAGGAUAUUUGACAAUAAGAAUCAAGUCAGCGAGAAAUUGACCUCACAUAAGGUUCGCCACAUCACAGAUCGGUUUGAGCUUUAUUCUGAGGGAGGAUUACAAGAAAACCAGCCUGCAUUCAGUUUGGCCCCAUUCAAAGAUGGGAUCUAUUCAGUUGAGUUCAAUCCUUCACUCUCAAUCUUACAAGCAUUCUCCAUAUGUAUAGCAGUAUUAGAUAGUCGGAAUCUCUGUGAAUUCUCUGUGUCAAGGAACUCGUUACAAGAACAAACUUUUGGGGAAACUAUGUUAAUGCAAAAUGCUGGAUUAAGUCUUCCAGAUCGAACUGAAGGGGAAGUUCCUGCAAGAUAUUCCUCAAAUCCCCCACUUUCUCCAGUCGGGAGGGUCUAGUUUUACCAUGAUUGCCUCUUGAAGUUACUGUACAUCUUCAGUUGCCCGGGUUGAUAUUGUACAAAAUCUGCGGUAGGUGCCUUAACUUGUAUUGGGUUUUAGAUUCAUAACCCCGCGAAGAUAACAGGCGUCGGGAAUCCGCAGAUUACUGUAGAUGUCAGCAGCAAUAUAUGAAGUAAUUCAUAUGUAUUGUGAGUUUAAAGUGUUCAAUCCAUUUAAAUCUGCA